GUUAAUUUUCCAUUUUUGGUUGCUAAUAGGAUAUUUAAGAUUUUUUUUUUGUAAAUAUGUUUAAAGCUAACUUUUUAAGAAAUUGUAUCAAGCACUAUUGUGGAAAGUCGAGUACUUUCAGAUAUGUUCAUAUUAGCCAAGCCAAUGUUAUUGGGAAUCCAAUAGAUAGCUCAUCAGACGAGUAUAAGGAAAACAUGACCGAAAUGAAGAAAGUAGUUACCCAUCUUAGAAACGUAACAAGAGACGUAUUAAAAGGUGGAGGAGCACAUGCAAUUGAGAGACAUACAUCUAGAGGGAAAUUACUUGUUCGUGAUAGGAUAGAACGUCUAAUAGAUCCAGGAACAACAUUUCUUGAGUUCAGUGCCUUAGCCGGUUAUGAACUCUACGGACAGGAAAUUGUUAAUGCUGGGGGUAUUAUUACAGGAGUAGGAAGAGUUUAUGGAACGGAAUGUGUUAUUGUUGGAAAUGAUGCUACAGUGAAAGGUGGUACAUAUUAUCCUAUCACGGUAAAAAAGCAUUUAAGAGCGCAAGAAAUUGCACAAGAAAACCAUUUACCUUGCAUUUAUUUAGUUGACUCUGGCGGAGCUAAUUUGCCGCGCCAAUCUGACGUGUUUCCAGAUAAAUUACAUUUUGGUAGAAUAUUUUUUAAUCAAGCAAAUAUGUCCUCAAUGGGUAUUCCACAAAUUGCUGUCGUUAUGGGCAGCUGCACUGCAGGUGGAGCAUAUGUUCCUGCUAUGGCCGACGAAAGUAUAAUAGUAAAAAAGCAAGGAACAAUAUUUUUAGCUGGACCUCCAUUAGUAAAAGCGGCUACCGGCGAAAUAGUUUCUGCUGAAGAACUGGGUGGAGCUGAUUUACAUUGCAAAACGUCUGGUGUAACAGAUCAUUUUGCAACUGAUGAUGAACAUGCUCUUUAUUUGGCACGACAAACAAUAAGAAAUUUAAAUCUACCUUCUUCAAAUAAUUAUAAUGAAAGUCUUCUUUAUUCAUCAAAGAAUUUGUCAAAAAACGCAAAAGAAGGACUGGAAGACACGGAAGAGCCCUUAUACGAUGCCAAAGAGCUUUAUGGAAUAGUUGGCACAAAUUUAUUAAGAAGUUUUGAUGUAAGAGAAGUAAUUGCACGUAUAUUUGAUGGCAGUAGAUUUAACGAAUUUAAAGCUAUGUAUGGCGAAACACUGGUUUGUGGUUUUGCAAAGUUGUACGGGAAUUUAGUUGGAGUUAUAGGUAAUAACGGAGUACUUUUUUCUGAAAGUGCUCUUAAAGGAGCCCAUUUUAUUCAAUUGUGCGCCAAGAGAAAUAUUCCUCUAAUAUUUCUCCAAAAUAUCACUGGAUUUAUGGUUGGCAGAGAUGCUGAAGCAAAUGGUAUAGCUAAAAAUGGAGCUAAAAUGGUUACAGCUGUAGCAUGUGCAAAAGUUCCUAAACUCACGGUCAUAAUUGGGGGAUCAUACGGAGCUGGAAACUAUGGCAUGUGUGGUCGAGCAUACUCACCAAGAUUCUUAUAUAUGUGGCCAAAUGCUAAAAUAUCAGUCAUGGGUGGUAGUCAAGCAGCAAACGUUCUGGCGCAAAUUACCAAAGAUCAAUAUGAACGAGCAGGAAAGACUUUUUCCGAAGAAGAAAGCAACAAACUUAAAGCACCAAUAAUUGAACAAUUCGAAACAGAAGGUUCCCCAUAUUACAGCUCCGCAAGACUUUGGGAUGAUGGAAUCAUUGAUCCUGCUGAUACUAGAAAAAUUUUGGGCUUAAGUUUGAACGCUGCUUUAAAUAAUGCCUCCGAAAAGACAAAUUUUGGAAUUUUCCGUAUGUAAUAAAAAUUACGUUUUAAAGCCAAAAAAAAAAUAUCUUAUGAGAAAAAGUGCAUUUACUAGGAUUUAGGCUAGUGUUACUGUAAACAAUACAUUGUUUUUUAAAAACGUUAUUUGCAAGUUUAUUUUUGAUAACAAUAUUGUACAUAUUUAGAUAAAAUAUAAUACAUAUUCGAA
Molecule: messenger RNA, 1976 nt
Organism: Condylostylus longicornis
Lineage: Eukaryota; Metazoa; Arthropoda; Insecta; Diptera; Dolichopodidae
Gene: Mccc2
Product: probable methylcrotonoyl-CoA carboxylase beta chain, mitochondrial
Exons: 7
Coding region: 57-1802 (581 amino acids)
Biological process (GO): L-leucine catabolic process
Cellular component (GO): mitochondrion; methylcrotonoyl-CoA carboxylase complex
Molecular function (GO): methylcrotonoyl-CoA carboxylase activity
Source: RefSeq, a predicted model, not a curated record